ACCACUCAUGCACAUCUUGCACCCUGCGAUCGCGAUGCACCCGUCUGCGUUCACUUAAAGGCUAUGUUUUCGCAUAUCCGUGCUGUUGCGAAUCAUACAGCACUCCGUUGCUGUGCUCCGCAGAGCUACUUGCCGUCUUGAUACUUGAGUCAUAUACCCCAGCGAGGACAAUGGAGACACGCGAGAACAUCUUAGGAUGCCAUUCAUAACACUUUAUUGACCACCUAGACUAUCUUCUGAGUGGGAGAGGUGUGUCUCCACACUGGUCGCUCCGGAACGCAAGGCGCCGACACCCCGUCUUACGUUGGGCAAAGAGCGCAUAUCUGGCACCCAGACUUGACCCAGGUGCUGUGCUUCCUCCGGCACCUGAUCCAAGGCCAGGGAACUUCCUUUGAGACCACUUGGUCAUACAACGUUCCGUGCGACCGCUUAACAAUUGGACAACACCCAUCGACUGUCGCCCAUCGACUGUCGGACACCUCGUUUUCCCCUUCGGCCCGUACACGGUCUGAACCUCAGCGGCCCUCUUCCUUCAGGCAUACUUCACGCGCUGAUUGGUUCCUGUGACAAUGCUACCAACCUCGCACUGUAGAUCUCCAUCCCGGGACCUUCCCCUGACCUCCCCUUCACGGAACGCAUGCCGCUCACGCGCUUGUCAUUAGACACUACCCACCCGCCUCUUUGGUGGUUUACUGCACAUCAACUUCUCGCACCCUGCGUUCCGCAUCCCCACCCAUCUACGCCAUCGCAGCGGGACUCGACCCAUGGUGCCUCAACGCGGGGACCGUCGACGCACCGGCGCUGACGCAUUUCUCAUUUCGGGACUGGUUUCGUCCCUGUGUCCUCCGAGGAGCGCUGGCUCAUUGUCGCUUGCUCCGAGGGAUGCGCGUCGUCUGGUCCGGCAGGCGUAAGGCUGUUGACAUCAGGGAGGGGUUCAUGGUCAUCUGCGAGGACAAGUUAGGCGACUGGGAGGUCGGAGGCAGAGGAGGUAGGGAUAUCUGGUCGCAAGCCAGAGCGUUCAUUGAGCCGAAACUAUCCGAAAAGGUGAAAACCUCUCGAAUGUGGCUUUGAUCUUAAUGGACCCCCAUAGUAGUGUACUGCUCUCAAUGCGUAUGGAAACUCAGUAAAGCAGGUAGUAAUUGAGCGUUAUAUGUAGCUUGCAUUCAAGCAGUCAUUUAGUUCCCUCACACACCGGAGAGACGCACGCACCUGCAAAUCCGCGACUAUCUGCAGCCGACCAUCCUCGUCCGUUGGUGAAAUCAAUGGCCUGCUCCCGCAUUCCUCUCUUGGCAUAAAACAGUUGUCUAUGCUUCUUCCCAACGCGCCCGAUCACCUCGUCUCGGACAAUUUCAGUCUCCUCGAUGCAGAUACCGACCUUGUGCUGUUUUGGUCACUCUUGCCGAAGAUCAUCCUCCCGCCAGCGCAGUCGACCUCCCAGCUCAUCGAAGCUCUUGAAUCCAUCGCGAUUACAAUGAGAGUGAAGUCGGCUCCUUCCUACGGCUUUCUGCGCCGUUUCCUGGACGAACGAUGGGACAAUGAGCGAUUCUUCAGGCGGACAUGGGCCCGCUGUGUCGAUCUGGCACUGGAGAUGUCGGCUCUUUUCCCAGACGGCACACUCGCUCCUCUGUCCUCCGAGAACCCUUGCGUGGCGUUCAGCGCACGACAAAUCGCGUGUCUCGUCGUCCACCAAUUUCUUUGCACCCUCCCUGAAUUCGCACACCAAGCACCAGACGACUCGCAGGAUCUGUCCAUUUGGUUCCACGACGACCAGCCUCAUCCACAUGCAGUAGAAGCGUAUCUCACUGCGCUCUUCACCUACUUCGACCGGAUUGCGGGGAGUGAUAUGGCUGGAGAUGUCUCGUUGACCUUGUGCACGGGCCCACCGUCCCAGAGCAUGGCGCAGGCCAGCGUGGAGUUCAGGCCGAUACGAAUUAUACCCCUUGAUGCACCGAACACCUCGACAACACUCAUGGGUAUCCCCCGCGGCGCGUGCGUCAUCUCCGCCAAUUCGCACAUUGGAUUCGGGCGCACCGCCUCGCAGGAGGAGAUGCAAGUCGGUUGCACCCCAACGGCUCUGCCCGCUAAACUGGUCACCCCGCCGCUAUCAGACACCAAGGUCCUGGUCGUUCGUGGAUGCGCGCCUGUAGUCGAGAUGGUCGGCUACGGCCGUGCUGCGGUUUUGCACCGCAUUGUGCCGGCUUAUGAGCACGAUUGGAGUCAGAGGGUGAUGCUGUUCAUGGAUGCGUUGGAGCUGGAUGGAUACGACUCGACGUCAUGCACGCCGGAUCUGUUGCCUGGGCACAUCGAUCGGGAACUCAACAAGGCCCUAACGGCCUUUGCGUCCGAUUCUUACGAGGAGGUUGUCACCGGGCAUUGGGGAUGCGGUGCAUUCGGCGGAAACAAGGAAAUCAAGGGCGUGGUGCAAUGGUGUGCGGCGAGUAGAGCUGGUGUUGAGUUGGCGUUCGUAUGCGAUACGCAAGAUUCGUUUGGCGUCGACUUCAAAAAGUUCGUCGACCAAGCAUUGGAUCGGCAUUGGAAGGUCGACGAUGUUCUAUCUGUGCUGGCGUCAAUAGGACCUACAGACCCUGCCCGACUGUCAAUCUUCGCCGCCCUCUCCACGCAAAUGGAAAGGCGAGUCCCGCAGAGAUGACCAGUUUGGCAUCACAAUCCACCAAAUGCUUUGCACUGUGACUACGUGCCUCGGAUCUUGGAGUGCAGCCACGAUGUCGAGGAAAACUGGGUACAGGACACGAGCGAAUGCGCUAUCUGUGGAUUCCGGCAUGGACACCUUGUAACACAUAUGCAGCGGGAAUGCAAGGAACGACGUGCAUUCAUAUUAUAGAGGCCGAAGAAAACGAAUCUGCCAGAACAUAUCCACUCAUGUCGAGCAUGGCCAUAAUCGAACAAGGGUGCUAUCUGCUGACGUGUCAAUAAGGGCAGGCCAGAGACUGCAGACUGUGUACGAAGAUUGCAUGGAUCUGGGCUGUGGAGGAGUCAGAGGGAAAUGAGCAGCUACGAUCCAGUCUCUUGGAAUCGGAGCGAAGGCAGAGGAGACGGAGUCCGAUGGAAUAAUGUAAUGGAUGCUUCUGUUUAGGAAGAAGACGUUACCGGGGCUGAGAUCAAGAGCGAGGAAGAAGUAAUGCCAGUCUCUGUGAAGUUGAAGAUGGAGACUCGCCCCUUCCACGCUUGCAGAAGUCGACUAGCGAGUACAGAAAAGAUUCUGAAGAAAAAACCUGAAGCCCCCAGAGGCGAAGCAAGAGAGAACGAUCAGAGAAGAACCUUAAUUUGAAGCGUGUUACAAAAGUCUUCGUUUUUGCCCCACCGUCUCUCCACCUCUCCCACCGUCAUGACCCACCAAGCGACCAUGAGCAUUCCCGAACUGGUCGAUGCCCAUGAGCGUUUGAAGACGAUGCACGAAGACCUCAAGAUCAAGCACGCAGAGACCAAAGACGAAUUGAGCCAGGUGAAACAUCAAGUGAAAGAUUUGGAGACUAGGAUCCAGUGCAUCGAGCCUGGUCCUGCAGGCCAAACUGUCGAAAAGACUCGUCUCUCCACGGGCAUGGACGACAAGUGGGUCGGUUAGUGUCCAUUUGUGUCCGGACUGCCCGUACGCUUCCGCUCGGAGCGGACGAAGAAAUGCAUCGACUUCGAUUGGGCCGGCGGCAAGGGAUGCCAGAUGCUCCAUCAGCACGACUUGGGCGUAAGUAAUGCCAAUCAACAUGUGAGUUGAACCGUUCGUGCACCUGCAGCGAGCACACGAUUCAAUAUUCAUGACUGAGCGGGCCGACAGUUCGAGAUCAGACCGGCGGGACCACGCGCAUUCGUCAUCCGGCACAUCGCCUCCUCCUACUUUCUGUGCAUCUCCAAGGAACGGCACGAAGGGGGGUGUUAUAUGGGAAUGAGCAUGAGCCCGACUUUUGUGGUCUUCGAUCCGGUGCUGGCGCAAGGCAAAUACACGGGGCGGGUCAGAAUCCGGCUUUUCGAGUCGCUGGAGCGGACGGUGCAGUUCGAGAAAGGCAACGCCAGCAACGGUACCCCGGUCAUCGCGUGCGCUGAAGGUGGUGCCAACGACGAGUGGUAUGUUAAGCAGGCGGGAGACAAGACCAUUUGAGUUGCAUCGGAGUACACUAGAAUUGCAAUA
Mycena citricolor is the source of this 4141-nucleotide messenger RNA. NCBI's taxonomy places the organism in Eukaryota, Fungi, Basidiomycota, Agaricomycetes, Agaricales, Mycenaceae. The record is from the annotation of a GenBank genome assembly.